CUCCCUCCUGUCCUCCUUGUGGUCGACCGGUGCGCUUGCCAGAUCCGCCGCGAAGCCGGGAUCGAAGGCAACAGCGCGGCCAAGGGGGCGCGGCCGGGACAAGCUGGGGGCCGGUUGCCCAGGGCAGGGACGGCGGCGACCCAGCCGCUGGGGAGGCGGGAAGAUAGACCCACGGAUCUUAAGAGGAGAUCCGAGAGCGCAGCUGUGAAACUGGCUGAGGCUGGGGGCACGAAACCGAUCAGCACUACGGAGCGCAGCGGCCGGCGGGUUCCAGUGUCCUCCGGCGGCGCGGGGAGCAGGUGAACAGGUCCUCACGCCCAGCUCCGCGCUCUCACGCGCUCUCGCCCGGACCCCGCUACCGCUCGCAGCCAUGGGCCCUGGCCCCAGCUGCGCGCCCCGCGCCCCACGCCUGAUGCUUUGCGCGUUGAUGGUGGCGGCCGGCGGCUGCGUCGUCUCCGCCUUCAACCUGGAUACCCGAUUCCUGGUAGUGAAGGAGGCCGGGAACCCGGGCAGCCUCUUCGGCUACUCGGUCGCCCUCCAUCGGCAGACAGAGCGGCAGCAGCGCUACCUGCUCCUGGCUGGUGCCCCCCGGGAGCUCGCUGUGCCUGAUGGCUACACCAACCGGACUGGUGCUGUGUACCUGUGCCCACUCACUGCCCACAAGGACGACUGUGAGCGGAUGAACAUCACAGUGAAAAGUGACCCUGGCCAUCACAUUAUUGAGGACAUGUGGCUUGGAGUGACUGUGGCCAGCCAGGGCCCUGCAGGCAGAGUCCUGGUCUGUGCCCACCGCUACACCCAGGUGCUGUGGUCGGGGUCAGAAGACCAGCGGCGCAUGGUGGGCAAGUGCUACGUGCGAGGCAAUGACCUAGAGCUGGACCCCAGUGACGACUGGCAGACCUACCACAACGAGAUGUGCAACAGCAACACUGACUACCUGGAGACGGGCAUGUGCCAGCUGGGCACCAGCGGUGGCUUCACCCAGAACACUGUGUACUUUGGCGCCCCCGGUGCCUACAACUGGAAAGGAAACAGCUACAUGAUUCAGCGUAAGGAGUGGGACUUAUCUGAGUAUAGUUACAAGGACCCAGAGGACCAAGGAAACCUCUAUAUUGGGUACACGGUGCAGGUAGGCAGCGCCAUCCUGCACCCCAAAAACAUCACCAUUGUGACAGGUGCCCCACGGCACCGACAUAUGGGCGCGGUCUUCUUGCUGAGCCAGGAGGCAGGCGGAGACCUGCGGAGGAGGCAGGUGCUGGAGGGCUCGCAGGUGGGCGCCUAUUUUGGCAGCGCCAUUGCCCUGGCAGACCUGAACAACGAUGGGUGGCAGGACCUCCUGGUGGGCGCCCCCUACUACUUUGAGAGGAAAGAGGAGGUAGGGGGUGCCGUCUAUGUCUUCAUGAACCAGGCGGGAACCUCCUUCCCUGCUCACCCCUCGCUCCUUCUUCAUGGCCCCAGUGGCUCCGCCUUCGGCUUAUCCGUGGCCAGCAUUGGUGACAUCAACCAGGAUGGAUUUCAGGAUAUUGCCGUGGGAGCUCCAUUUGAAGGCUUGGGCAAAGUGUACAUCUAUCAUAGUAGCUCUAAGGGGCUCCCCAGACAGCCCCAGCAGGUAAUCCACGGAGAGAAGCUGGGACUGCCUGGCUUGGCCACCUUCGGCUAUUCUCUCAGUGGGCAGAUGGAUGUGGAUGAGAACUUCUACCCAGACCUUCUAGUGGGAAGCCUGUCAGACCACAUUGUGCUGCUGCGGGCCCGGCCCGUCAUCAACAUCGUCCACAAGACCUUGGUGGCCAGGCCCGCUGUGCUGGACCCUGCACUUUGCACGGCCACCUCCUGUGUGCAAGUGGAGCUGUGCUUUGCUUACAACCAGAGUGCCGGGAACCCCAACUACAGGCGAAACAUCACCCUGGCCUACACUCUGGAGGCUGACAGGGACCGCCGCCCGCCCCGGCUCCGCUUUGCUGGCAGUGAGUCUGCUGUCUUCCACGGCUUCUUCUCCAUGCCCGAGAUGCGCUGCCAGAAGCUGGAGCUGCUCCUGAUGGACAACCUCCGUGACAAACUCCGGCCCAUCAUCAUCUCCAUGAACUACUCUUUACCUUUGCGGAUGCCCGAUCGCCCCCGGCUGGGGCUGAGGUCCCUGGACGCCUACCCGAUCCUCAACCAGGCACAGGCCCUGGAGAACCACACUGAGGUCCAGUUCCAGAAGGAGUGCGGGCCUGACAACAAGUGUGAGAGCAACUUGCAGAUGCGGGCAGCCUUCGUGUCUGAGCAGCAGCAGAAGCUGAGCAGGCUCCAGUACAGCAGAGACGUCCGGAAGCUGCUCCUGAGCAUCAACGUGACGAACACCCGGACCUCGGAGCACACCGGAGAGGACGCCCACGAGGCACUGCUCACCCUGGUGGUGCCUCCCGCUCUGCUGCUGUCCUCAGUGCGCCCUCCUGGGGCCUGCCAAGCUAAUGAGACCAUCUUUUGCGAGCUGGGGAACCCCUUCAAACGGAACCAGAGGAUGGAGCUGCUCAUCGCCUUUGAGGUCAUCGGGGUGACCCUGCACACAAGGGACCUUCAGGUGCAGCUGCAGCUCUCCACGUCAAGUCACCAGGACAACCUGUGGCCCAUGACCCUCACUCUGCUGGUGGACUAUACACUCCAGACCUCGCUUAGCAUGGUAAAUCACCGGCUACAAAGCUUCUUUGGGGGGACAGUGAUGGGCGAGUCUGGCAUGAAAACUGUGGAGGAUGUAGGAAGCCCCCUCAAGUACGAAUUCCAGGUGGGCCCAAUGGGGGAGGGGCUGGUGGGCCUGGGGACCCUGGUCCUAGGUCUGGAGUGGCCCUAUGAAGUCAGCAAUGGCAAGUGGCUGCUGUAUCCCACGGAGAUCACCAUCCAUGGCAAUGGGUCCUGGCCCUGCCAACCACCUGGAGACCUUGUCAACCCUCUCAACCUCACUCUUUCUGACCCUGGGGACAGGCUGUCAUCCCCACAGCGCAGGCGGCGACAGCUGGAUCCAGGGGGAGGCCAGGGUCCCCCACCUGUCACUCUGGCUGCUGCCAAAAAAGCCAAGUCUGAGACUGUGCUGACCUGUGCCACAGGGCGUGCCCGCUGUGUGUGGCUGGAGUGCCCCAUCCCUGAUGCCCCCGUUGUCACCAACGUGACUGUGAAGGCACGAGUGUGGAACAGCACCUUCAUUGAGGAUUACAGAGACUUUGACCGAGUCCGGGUAAAUGGCUGGGCUACCCUGUUCCUCCGAACCAGUAUCCCCACCAUCAACAUGGAGAACAAGACCACAUGGUUCUCCGUGGACAUUGACUCGGAGCUGGUGGAGGAGCUGCCGGCUGAGAUCGAGCUGUGGCUGGUGCUGGUGGCCGUGGGUGCGGGGCUGCUGCUUCUGGGGCUGAUCAUUCUGCUGCUGUGGAAGUGCGGCUUCUUCAAGCGAGCCCGCACUCGCGCCCUGUAUGAAGCUAAGAGGCAGAAGGCGGAGAUGAAGAGCCAGCCGUCAGAGACAGAGAGGCUGACCGACGACUACUGAGGGGGCAGCCCCCCAUCCCCGGCCCACCUGGUGUGACUUCUUUAAGAGGACCCGCUAUUACCAGAUCAUGCCCAAGUACCACGCGGUGCGGAUCCGGGAGGAGGAGCGCUACCCACCUCCAGGGAGCACCCUACCCACCAAGAAGCACUGGGUGACCAGCUGGCAGACUCGGGACCGAUACUACUGACAUCCUCCCUGAUCCCGCCCCCUCCUCCCCCAGUGUCCCCUUUUUUCCUAUUUAUCAUAAGUUAUGCCUCUGACAGUCCACAGGGGCCAUCGCCUUUGGCUGGCAGCGGCAGGCUUAGGCACAUACACCUCGUCAAGUGCACGCACAUACUGUCUGGCCCUGGGGAUCUCCCUGCAGGAGGGCCAGUGCUGUGGACCUUACGAGGCCGAGCACACUGCGGUCCUGUGCCCUAGACACACGUGGGGCCCACUGCUUGUGGACUGUGCUGGCACAUCAUGGAUGGUGCAUGGGCUCGCCGUGUCUCAGCCUCUGCCUGCGCCAAAACAAGCCAAAGAGCUUCCGGCCCGAGCCGGGAGGAAAAGGCCCCUGCAAUGGGGUGACACUUCCCCCUUUCACACUGGAUCCAUCUUGAGCCACAGUCACUGGAUUGACUUUGCUGUCAAAACUACUGACAGGGAGCAGUCCCCCGAGCCCCGGCUGGUGGGCCCCCACUGCCACCCAUGCCAGAGAGCCGGGGGUCCUGCCUAAGGUUGUCCAUGGGGGCAUGCUCUACCCAACAGCAAAGGAACUAGAAAGAAGGUCCCAGAACGGCUUUCGUUCCUGCAUCUCUCUGUGAAGCCUCUCUCCUUGGCCACAGACUGAACUCGCAGGGAGUGCAGUCGGAACGAACAAAGACAGGCAAAUGGCGAGGUAGCCUGGGCUCGCUGUGCUGGGACUGCCCUGGGGGCACGGCGGAUCCGCCACAGAGAGGAGGGGACCAAUUCUGGGCCAGACAGAUGUUGGGAGGAUACAGAGGAGAUGCCACUUCUGACUCACCACUACCAGCCAGCCUCAGAAGGCCCCAGAGAGACCCUACAAGACCACGGGGGGAGCGACGCGUGAAUGUAGAACAGGCAGCUGGCCAUGCACUGGGGUCCUAGAGGUGGAGUUCUUAGCUACCCUUGGCUUUCAGAGCCAGCCUGGCUCUGUCCCCUCCCCCAUGGGCUGUGUCCUAAGGCCCAUUUGAGAAGCUAAGGCUAGUUCCAGAAAACCUUUCCUGACCCCUGCCUGUUGGCAGGCCCACCCCCAGCCCCUUCCAUGGUACUGUAGCAGGGGAGUGCUCUCCCCCUCCUCGUGCCUUCUUUGUACAUAGGCUUCUCACGGCGACCAAUAAACAGCUCCCAGUUUGUAUGCA
Molecule: messenger RNA, 4881 nt
Organism: Cercocebus atys (sooty mangabey)
Lineage: Eukaryota; Metazoa; Chordata; Mammalia; Primates; Cercopithecidae
Gene: ITGA3
Product: integrin, alpha 3 (antigen CD49C, alpha 3 subunit of VLA-3 receptor)
Exons: 26
Coding region: 371-3520 (1049 amino acids)
Biological process (GO): integrin-mediated signaling pathway; cell-cell adhesion; cell adhesion mediated by integrin
Cellular component (GO): integrin complex; external side of plasma membrane
Molecular function (GO): integrin binding
Source: RefSeq, a predicted model, not a curated record